AAAUAGAGGUGAAAGAGAUGAGUUAAUUACUUGAUCAUCAAGUUGAGGUAGAAAAGAAGAGACCAUGGCAAGAGGGCGAACCAUUCUGACUUGUCUCAUGUGGCUUUUACUCGUUUUCUCCAUUACUUUGUGUGCAAGUGCAACUGCCGGUGCUCGUCUAGGAACAUCCCAACAAGUUGUUUAUCCACAAGGGUGUCGGUGCUGCUAUUUCGUUGGGAAACCUUUCAUGCUUCGAUGUGGCAAAGUAUGCUGCGGUGAUGAUUGCUGUUAGUUAUGUUAGCAUGAGAUUUAAGGUUGAAUCAUUAUGUGUAUCAUCUUUUUUCCCCUUUGUUGAAUGUAAUGUAAUUGUACCAAAAAGAAAAUGAAAGCAAGCAUCAUCCAAUUAUAAAAAAUUUUCAUUUUAAACACUAAAAUAAAAAAAAAUUACAAUUUAAAAAUUCACGAUCAUUUUUAUCACUUACCUUAAAAUCUAAAGAAAAAUGAAAUAUUCUGUCAAAUAAUAUUAUUAUUUUAAAAAUUAGUCCUUUGGUUUCUUUGUUUCACCAUCAUGAUGUUCAUUACAAAAACAUUACACUCCCAGAAAAAUUCACGAAAAAUUUAGAAAGAAUUUGGGGUUGAUAAUUUCCCGUUCUACAUUUUCAUCUAUCUGUUCCCUUUAGCUAAUGUCAUGAAUCUACCUCCAAAAGCUUCCUCUCUGUUUCUCUUCUUCAACUGUUAAAGCUCUUCGAAUCUUUUUCCCAAUCCCUUUUCCAUAGCCCAACAGAGAAGAUAAAAAGUAUGGAGAUUACAAACAAAAACCAGAGAAUUCAUCACCACCUCUCCUUUGCUGAAGCUACCCACCAAAAUUUUGCUCCCAUUUUCACUUCGUUCUGUUAUAUUACCCUCCCAUUUAUAUGCAACUUCCAAGCUUUGGCAUAUGGUUUACAACUCUUUAGUUUAUGCAGGCAAGAAUUACAUGUUUCUGCUUUGCAAUGGACUGCUUGUUUUAAUUGCCACCAGCUCUGGUUUGAUCGGUAGUUGUAGUGUAGAGACUGAUAUUAAAGCUGAAAAGGCUGUGAAGAUGAGCAAGGGAGGUAGUCAAACAGAACCAGAGGCAGAGCCAAAAGGGUCCAUUUCAAAAGAGACAGUUGUUGCAGAAUAUGAUCAAAGAGAAGAAGAGGUGGCCUUGGUUGUAGAACUAGAAGAUGAAGGUGAAGAAGAUAGAUCAAAUGAGGGUGUUUCAGUGGAGGAGGAUGAAGAUGAAGAUGAAGAAGUUUGAGUCAAUGUGUAAUGUGAAGAUUUUAUUAGAAAGAUGAAAGAAGGGAUUCAAUUUGAAGGUUGCCAACUGAUAUAAUAAUAGUGCUCUCAAAUUUAUAUUUUGCUUAUUAUUUAAGAGAAAAUUUCAUUUCCUUUUGAAUUUUAAUAGGAGUGACCAAAAUGAUCAAAUUAUAUAA
This is a messenger RNA of Gossypium raimondii (Peruvian cotton), 1433 nucleotides long. RefSeq lists its product as uncharacterized. The record is from RefSeq and is a predicted model, not a curated record. The transcript has 2 exons. The coding region runs from base 917 to 1258 and encodes 113 amino acids. NCBI's taxonomy places the organism in Eukaryota, Viridiplantae, Streptophyta, Magnoliopsida, Malvales, Malvaceae.